This is a messenger RNA of Agelaius phoeniceus (red-winged blackbird), 1218 nucleotides long. RefSeq names its product gem nuclear organelle associated protein 2 (gene GEMIN2). Gene Ontology annotation, biological process: spliceosomal complex assembly; spliceosomal snRNP assembly. The record is from RefSeq and is a predicted model, not a curated record. Gene Ontology annotation, cellular component: SMN complex; nucleus; spliceosomal complex. Lineage: Eukaryota; Metazoa; Chordata; Aves; Passeriformes; Icteridae.
CCGGGGCGGCGCGGCCAUGGAGCCGGGCAUGGAGGAGCUGAUGCCGCGGCUGCUGCCCGUGGGCGACUGUGACCUGGCCGAGGACUUCGACCCCACCGUGCCUCCCAGGACGCCCCAGGAGUAUCUGAAGCGUGUCCAGAUUGAAGCAGCUCGAUGUCCUGACGUGGUCGUGGCGCAAAUAGAUCCCAGAAAAUUGAAAAAGAAGCCGACAGUAAACAUUUCAAUUUCUGGAUGUCAGCCUGCUCCUGAAGGAUACUCUCCAACGCUCAAGUGGCAGCAGCAGCAAGUGGCCAAUUUCUCAGCUGUUCGUCAGAGCCUGAACAAGCACAGGAAUCACUGGCGGUCACAACAUUUGGACAGCAAUGUUACUAUGCCAAAAUCAGAGGAUGAGGAAGGCUGGAAGAAGUUCUGCCUCGGGGAAAGAGUAUACUCAGAAAUAGAUGCACUAUCUGAUAAUGAAAAUUUAGGAAUUGAUUACUUGAAGGUGGGCUUUCCCCCUUUGCUAAGUAUUGUAAGCAGGAUGAAUCAGGCAACAGUAACCAGUGUCUUAGAAUACCUGAUAAGCUGGUUUGGAGAGAAAAAAUUUACUCCAGAACUGGGUAGAUGGCUUUAUGCACUGUUGGCAUGCCUUGAAAAACCUUUGCUACCUGAAGCUCACUCCCUUAUUCGACAGCUGGCGAGACGAUGUUCAGAAGUCAGGGCACUGGAGGAGAGCAAGAAUGAAGAACAAAUAUCAGCUCUGAACUUGAUAAUCUGCUUAGUUAGUAGGUACUUUGAUCAACGUGACCUGGCUGACGAGCCUUCCUAGGCUGUUUUGAGAACAUCCAGUAUUUUGCAUUGCCACAGUACAGAGAGCAUUAUCAGAGUUAACAGCAAGACACUGCACUGUUCGGACCUGGAGUAUUACACAAUCCCUUCAGAACACCCUCACACUAAUGCAUUUGGGACAGCUGUGAAUAACUUCAGCUGAGUUUUAGCUGAGAUUGUCAGCGUCUCCAAUACCAUCAUCACCAUCAUUGUAAAGUGGUAACAAGUGUCCAGCAUCAUCUCUCAAGCUCCUGUCUUUGUAAACUACAUUCUUGGUUAGAAAUUUCUACAAUCUGAGUAAUCUAUGGACACUGCUAUUAGGUGAAGUCUGAGGUUACAUUACAAAUUAUUAUUCUUUUUCUAACAGACUUAUUGAGGACUUUUUUAAUAAAACUAAAGAAUUUUAAAGAC